AUGUUCGGUACGCUCCUCUACGUGUCCGUCCUCUGCCUCAACGCCAUUGCCAUUCUCAACGAGGAUCGUUUCCUUUCAAGAGUCGGCUGGUCAUCCGCCUCUAUCCAGUACGAGCAGCAGCACUCCUUCACCUCUGGACCGGGAGGGCACGGAGGAUCAAGUGAUGCUGGCGUCAAGGAGAGGUUGGUGAACUUGAUGGGAGCCGUGAGAACAUUGCUGAGAGUACCCCUCGUUUUGAUCAACGUCCUCAUCAUUCUGUACGAGCUGCUCAAGUUCUAA
Messenger RNA from Jaminaea rosea, 279 nucleotides. Its product is annotated as Yos1-like protein. The transcript is spliced from 3 exons. Gene Ontology annotation, cellular component: COPII-coated ER to Golgi transport vesicle; endoplasmic reticulum membrane; Golgi membrane. The record is from RefSeq and is a predicted model, not a curated record. The coding region runs from base 1 to 279 and encodes 92 amino acids. Gene Ontology annotation, biological process: endoplasmic reticulum to Golgi vesicle-mediated transport. NCBI's taxonomy places the organism in Eukaryota, Fungi, Basidiomycota, Exobasidiomycetes, Microstromatales.